AUGUUGUUGAAGAGGAAGCUGUGCGUAGUGGCGGUGACCACCGCCGUCCUCCUCCUCAUGCUCGCCAGCCAGAGCAUCCAGCGUUCCAGCAUGCAGCACUUCCUGUCGCUGUCUUUAGCCACGCCCGCCGGCAACAACGCCAGUCAGGAAGCGGCGCUACCUACUGACAUCAGCAGCACACACGCACUUGUCGACGUGGCCAAGAAAGCAAGGCCCUGCGGUUGCGCCGAGUCCUGCAUUUCGGACGUGAGCACGUCCGACUGGUUCCGUCGUCGCUACGACACCAAACAGCGACCCGUCCUCCGUGACGCCAACGAACGCUUUGACGCCGACGCGCUCAAUUGGUGGCUGAUUCAUCUCCAGCAAUCGGGCACCAGUCAGACACUCCAGGAAGUGUUGUCACGCAUGUUCCAGGUGAUCUCCCCGCCUUCCGUGGACUUUACGCCGUGGCCAUCGCGUUGUCGCCGAUGCGCCGUGGUGGGCAACUCGGGCAACCUGCUAAAGUCAGGACACGGGAAACUCAUCGACUCCCACGCCUCCAUCAUACGGAUGAACAAGGCGGUGACGCACGGCUUCGAAAAAGAUGUUGGAAACCGCACCACGCAUCGCUUCAUUUACCCGGAGAGCGCGGUGGACCUGGACCAUGGCGUCCGGCUAGUUCUGCUGCCUUUCAAGACUCGAGACCUGGAGUGGCUGACCAGCGCACUGUCCACCGGGGAGGUCCAAAUGACCUACAUGAGGGUGAAAGCGCGAGUGACGGCAGAUAAAGACAAGGUUCUGGUGGUGAGUCCCGCCUUCUUCAAGUACGUCCACGAGCACUGGACUGAGCGUCAUGGCCGUUACCCGUCCACCGGCAUGUUGGCAGUCAUCUACGCGCUGCACUCCUGCGACCAGGUGUCUGUGUUCGGCUACGGGGCGGACCGUCAGGGCAACUGGCACCACUACUGGGAGGAGCACCGUCACGCCGGCGCCUUCCGCAAGACUGGCGUGCACAGCGCCGACUUCGAGUCGCAGGUCAUCCGCCAACUGGCCGAGGAAGGAAAGAUCCGGCUGUACGCGUGA
This is a messenger RNA of Nerophis lumbriciformis (worm pipefish), 1062 nucleotides long. The record is from RefSeq and is a predicted model, not a curated record. Lineage: Eukaryota; Metazoa; Chordata; Actinopteri; Syngnathiformes; Syngnathidae.